Liolophura sinensis is the source of this 2901-nucleotide messenger RNA. RefSeq names its product neural cell adhesion molecule 2-like. Gene Ontology annotation, molecular function: cell adhesion molecule binding. The transcript has 5 exons. Gene Ontology annotation, biological process: cell-cell adhesion. Gene Ontology annotation, cellular component: cell-cell junction; plasma membrane. The record is from RefSeq and is a predicted model, not a curated record. Bases 1 to 1011 code for a protein of 336 amino acids. Lineage: Eukaryota; Metazoa; Mollusca; Polyplacophora; Chitonida; Chitonidae.
AUGGUAACCAGUGUAACACUGACGGGCACCCCAAGUUCAUUGUUAGCCGGUGAUGCCCACACCUUCAAUUGUAUGACUUCUCCAAGCCAGCCCCCGGCUUGUAUUACGUGGUACAUACGAACUUCCGGUUAUGUCCGGGAGUUAGACCGAGAUGAUUGCAACAAGGAUUCCAGCUAUACAGUGGCUACCAGCAGGAGACUGAGCUUUACAGCUAGUGCUGCGGAUAACGGCGCUGAGCUGUACUGUAACGCCUCCAACAGUGUGACGAAUGUUCCUGUACAGUCACAAGUCUACGAGUUAAAAGUGAACUAUACGCCGGAGAUCACAUGUGACCAGAGUCACGUGACAGUCUUCCAGGGUCAGCAGGUGAACAUCUCGUGUAAAGUCAAAGCCAAUCCAAUCGCACGUGUAACCUGGGCUAAGAACAGGCUGAACAAUGCCUUUACAGCUACGCGCGAUCCUACCCAACGUGACGUCAUCUUAUCGACAUCCAAGAUUGAGAUCACCAAGGCGAUGACCUCCGGAGUAUAUGAGAUCGAGGCAACGAACAACGCGGGAUCUUCCAGGGCGGAAGUUGAAUUCACCGUCAUAGAUAACCAGAAGAUCCCAAAGAAUUUGAAGACAAUAUCGUGUAUAAACAACCAAGCAACACUGGUCUGGCCGUCUGGGAUUAACAGCUCUCUGGUAGAGUACUACAAGCUGGAGUACAAAGGAAACGGGGAAGAGUGGAAGCAAGAACUCAUCAGAAAUCCAGGAAGGGUAAAACUGGUCGAGACCACAUUGAACGAUCUACAGUCUGGGGUGUUAUACCAGUUUAGACUUCAGCCAGAUUCGGACAUUGCCUUGCCGGAAUAUGCCAAGGCUGAGUGCACUAUGGAAAAUGCAGGUCUGAGUACAGCAGAAAUGUUUGGUGUGGGGUUUGCAGUUGGGUUCGUCGUACUCGCCAUCUUAGUUGUUGCCGUGGCAUGUUUUUUGCGGCGAAGAGCCAAGAAAAAGCUAGCACUCAAUUAAGGUCAACAUUGUGAACCGGUCACCAACACGGUAUCAUCAUUCAGACGGCUCCAGUACGGUGUUUUGGGGAAUAUCUCAGCGUUAUGAAGGCAGGAUGUUCAGGUUAACAGCUUUUACUUUUAAGGCAUACUGCUUAUUAUCCGCGCAUGACCACACGUUGCACAAUACAUUCUAUUUACUUCCGGGAAAACAUGUUACAUGCUUCUUUAAAGACACAUUGUGCUGAUAUCUAUGCGAAGAUAUAGUAAAAUUCUUUUCCAAGUUGGUGGGUAGACACGGUGUACUGUACCUACUGGCAUUAGAAAAGACACUGUGUACUACUUGUUACCUGCCCCUGAGAAGACACUGUGUACUACUUGUUACCUGCCCCUGAAAAGACACUGUGUACUGCUUGUUACCUGCCCCUGAGAAGACACUGUGUACUGCUUGUUACCUGCUCCAGAGAAGACACAGAGAGAAGAAAGUAUGUUGAUUAACAUAACCAUAUUUGCACAUAUGUGUUUAUCAAAGGGUUUGACCCCGGGUGUCCCGGCUUCGAGGCGGAAGCUCUAGCCAUUACGCCACCGAAUCAGUCUAUGGUCGAUUACAUUGCUUCAUAUACAGUAAAUAUGUUACACUAUUACGUUCACUAAUUGUAAUCAUGUUUCUUCGUGGGAUCUUGUGUGACGGUUAUCACUGUCUGGGGCCGGUCCCGAUGUCCCACCUGGUAGAACGUCCGCUUCGGGGGCAGUAGAUCCAGGGUCAAUCUGGGUCGGACCACACCUAAGACCAUAAUAGAAGGAGUUGUAGCAUCCUCGCUUGGCAUUCAUCAUUAGGGGAUAGUGUAACGAUUGGUUGACUCGUAUCAGUACAAUAGCUCGGGUGGGUCGGCUUACUUGCCUUCGGUCUCAGUGAAGCAGCACUAGAUAAAAGAGCGGUGGAAAUCCUUCCUGCCACAAGGAUGGGCCUUGCACCUGCAUGCACUGACUGAAAAAUUAUUUAGUACGACGUUAAACCCUAAGCGCUCAUUCACUCGCUCACUGUCCAUGAGUCGAACAAGCCAUUUCAGUUAUUUCUUCCAUGGAGUGAUGCUUUUACAGUAUGUACAGUAGGAAAACUUGUAUUAGUCUCAAGUAUUGCUUUCUUUUUACAUCUCUCCACAAUCACGAUAUACCCGUCAUCGAUAUGGUGUGUACAUAUUUGGAGCUCGCUCCAGAAAAUACCAAUCCUUAUAUUACUCGUCCAUUUCUUGUCAAAUUAGGUAGCUUACUCUGGAUAGUUCUUUUUCUCCCAACCAUGAGUAGUCACAUAUCAUAUAAGUCAAAAGUGCAUGAGUACAGCGUUAAAACUUAUAUAUUUAUUUAUUUGUUUUAUACCAGCUACAAAUAGAUAAAUAAAUAAAGAGAAUAAUUGAUCUUUUACAUACUGAUUUCAGUGUCUGUAAUUUCCCCAUAAAAUGCCAUUUAAAUAUAUUUUUUUCUGUUGAAAGCUCGUGGAGAAGUUUUAGCUACAGAUGGAUUCAGAAAGAACAGGAAUGUGGGAUUUUUCACCUCUGUGGAGAUCUCAGUAGUUUACAUACGUGAAAAAUUAGAAGGCCCUUAGAUGUUAAGACUACUCUCAUAUAUAUAUACGCCACUGUAUAUUGUUUUGGAUUUACCGGUAUGGAUUAUAUUGCGAUAACACUCGGUAGUGAGCAUAACGGGGAACAUGUUGGCCUGUUGAUUUAUUGAUCACAUGUACCUUGUUCAGCAGUUUACUGGUUGUUAGCUCUGAGAUAGGUUGGCUAGGUUCCCAGCUUAGCUUCCAUACUAACCACUCUGAAUCGUUACAUUCUGGAAUUCGAUCCAGUCGCCUGUGUUGUUCGCAACGUGCCAAAGCUGAACGCGACGAAAACAAAUGUAAUGUAAUUCU